AUGGCCGAACGUAAAAACUCAACAGUCAUCAAUUGGGAACAAAAAUCAACCGCUAGGCCAAAGGCUAGAAGCUUGAAUCAGGUAGGUUUUUAAAAUUUUAAGGGUAGGGUAGGGUGAAAAAUUGUAAAAGAAAAAAUUUCGGGUAGUUUAAGCUUUUACUUUUAGUUAGACACAUUGAUAUCAAUGUGCUACCGCUCAGUAUGUAAAGACUGGGUUGAUGAAUGUCAUUGGUUUUGUGAGCAAAUCAAAGGAAAAGUAAGCUUUUUUAAUCUUUCUAUAUUUAAAUUUUGUAUUUUAACAAAAAUAUAAAAGCGUUUUCAUCAAAGACUUGUGUUUAGAACGGCUACUGGCGAUGUAUGGAAUGCCUAUCCAGUCGAGGGCAACAUUGUUUUGAUUGCUUUGAACUAUAG
This is a messenger RNA of Bursaphelenchus okinawaensis, 410 nucleotides long. NCBI's taxonomy places the organism in Eukaryota, Metazoa, Nematoda, Chromadorea, Rhabditida, Aphelenchoididae. The record is from the annotation of a GenBank genome assembly.